AUGCCGUUCGUUCUAUUCGCAAAUGUCAACUUUGUUCCUGGCAGAUAUGACGAUUGGCAGGCAGCAUACGACAAGCUGGGGGCGUACGUGUGGGAAAAGGAGCCCACAACAUUGACCUAUUACUUUGGGGUACCUUUGCAAUAUUGGACGCACAAGUCUGAUACGACACACAUGUUUGCCUUCGAGGUCUAUGGAGAGCGCCACGACCUCUACACGACCCAUUUCAGUUCGCCCGCGAUGCAAGAUUUCCUGGCUGCGAUUCCGGAGACAAUGACCACCGGUCUUGACUUGAAGCAUUAUGAGGAUGUCGGUGGCUUUCUGGAUCGAUUUGGUGAUAAGCGCGAGUGUGAGCUCAUGACCGAUGUCCGUAUCACUUGUCAUGAAAAUUCCAGGGACAAGGUACUGUCUAAACUCGUGACGCUUGUCAAUGGAAUGAAGGACUCAGGGUCAGCAGAGGUCUACACACUGCUCGUUCUCAAAAGCCUAGACGACAAUACUGGUGUGCGCUUCUAUCAAAGGUUCAAAUCGUGGCAAGCAUCUACUACGUUCGCCCGAAAUGAGCUAGUCCUUGACUUCUGGAUGACCUCAAAAGAAGACAUUGCCAGCAUGGAGUCACAAAGCUACAUCCCUAACGGCAAGGGCUGGCUGCACCGCGAGGACUGAAAAGCACUUCACUCGGCCGGUAUUUUCUACGAUAAUGCUUGUCACCACAUACAGUUCCUGGAAAAAGCUGAAGCUACUCUCCGGAAGAGCCUCGUUCUCCAACACGCUGAGAGAGUCAAAUGUCAGGAAGAGUUAAUGGCAA
Exophiala oligosperma is the source of this 805-nucleotide messenger RNA. RefSeq lists its product as uncharacterized. NCBI's taxonomy places the organism in Eukaryota, Fungi, Ascomycota, Eurotiomycetes, Chaetothyriales, Herpotrichiellaceae. The transcript has 2 exons. The record is from RefSeq and is a predicted model, not a curated record. Bases 1 to 663 code for a protein of 220 amino acids.